AUGGGGAGGUUCUGUGUCUCUGAUUGCAAGCUUUCAAUCCAUGGCAACCACCACGCUCAAGUGCGGUCUCCCCCAGUUUCAUCCUCGGGCUGGACUCACCCUGGUUCUCCAAUGGUGACAUACCACCGCCCCCACCCCACCAUACCUGAGCAGGAGACAGAAGAGGCUUCACCACCUGGCUCCGCCCUACCACCCAGAAGACUGCCAGAGGACACGACGUCUUCUUCAGCCGCACGCCGCUCUCGUCUGCUGGAACAGCAGAGCGAAAGAUCAUACGCGCAAUGUGUAGUAGCAGUGUGUGUAGCAGUGUGUGUAACUCUACAUGUCUGUCUCUCUCUACCUCAGUCUCUGGACAGAAAGGCCGUUGAUGCUGCUGCUACUGCUGAUGAUGAUGAUGAUGAUGAUGAUGAUGAUGGUGGUGGUGAUGAAGGCUCCAGCUGUUUGGCAUACCGCACGCGCUCCAAAGUCCGUCUGGUUAAUAUUCCUCUGGGUCAGCUGGAGGCGGAGCUUCUGGCCCCUGACAUCACAGCUGACAUGUACGAGCAGAGCGCUGCCCGGCGGAAGGGGAGCCGUCAGUGGACGAAGUGGCUUCAGGGUCUCAUGGCCCCCGACAAUGAAGAGGAAGCUGAUGAUGAUGACGAUCCAGAGUACAACUUCCUGGAGGACCUGGAUGAACCUGACCUGGAGGACUACAGGACGGAUCGGGCCGUCCAGAUCACCAAGAAGGAAGUGAACGAGCUGCUGGACGAGCUCUUUGAUACACUCCAGGAGGAGGAGCAGGAGGAGGAACAGGAAGAGGAGGCCCCAUCACAGACUGGACCCAAAUUCAACGUCCCCCAGGCCUUACGUUUUGAAGCACCAUUAGCCAGCAUGUUAACAGAGCGACGGCGGACAGUCAGAAAACAGUACGAAGCUCUGCAGCAGAGGAGAGCCCUGCAGGACACAACCAAUCAUCCCCGUGACAACAUCAACCUGAAGGACACUCCCAGCACACAACCCAACCCUAUCACUUCCUUCUUGGUGCUCCCAAGCCGGGUCUCCCCCGCCCUUCACCUGGACUACACCCAGAAACUGCAGCUCCAGCAGCAGAUACAGCAGCAUGUACAGCUGCUGACUCAGGUCCACCUGCUGGCUCGCCGUGUUGAGGCUCUGAACCACGAAGCCUGUAUCACUAAACACUACCUGGGGGAGCUGCAGCAGUUUGCCUGCCGGCAGGAGGAGGUUUUUUUCCCCAGCAGUUUCAGAGUGUGUAACCUGCAGGGGGCUCUGGAUCUCUUGCAGGAGGUGGAGCAGAGAGCGGAAUCUCCUCCUGCUCCUCCUGCUCCUCCUGCAUCCAGACGCUGGCUCCCCAGGAUGACUCCUGCUACUAACAGCCAUGCCUUCCCUCUGCUGCCCACCGACAUUGCCUGGCUGUUCGCCACUCGUCCCAUCUUCCUUUACCCAGAACUACUUCCUGUCUGCAACCUGGACCACACCCAACAUCACCGGAGUGUUUACACUGCAGGAGAGGACGGUUUGAUCAUCCUGGGGCUGAAGCACUUUGAGGGGGCGGUCCAGUCAGAUCAGCUGAUCAGCUCCUACCUGCUCUGUAAGAGUCGAUGGAACUUCAGGAAACACAUCAGAGAGAUGAGCGGACCGAGAGCGCCACACAACAAUGUCAUCAAGACGUUCCUGAUGCAGCGAGUUCUCCCCCCGCUGCCGCUCGCCUGCAGCAGAGUUCAGUCGGGAGACCAGCGCCCCCCAGUGGACAGAAACACAUCCAACAUGCCAAACUGGCUCAAGCCCUGCCUUCCUAUUGGCCAGAGGAUGCAGCAGAGCGUUUCUAGGCAACAAGACAGUAGCGUCGUCCCCUUUCUCCUCCCCCUGCCCACCCUGACCAACGCUGACUCUACAAAUCCCAUAAUGCCUUUCUCAGGUGGCACUGUGAAGCCGGGAUACUUCCUCCUCCAGAUGAUGUGGACUCCACCGGCUCCACCCACUGUCACCUGCCAGCAUGCUCUUGGGCAACAGAUCCACAGACCAAUCACAGAAGAGAUGGAGAAGAUGUCCAAAAGGCUGCGCCCUCCACUGGAGAAGGACAGACAUCAGGAGGAGGAGGAGGAGAACUGGACUGUUCAUGGUGUGGUCAGUUUGAAUGGAGGAGAAAACACUGGUGGAGAGGAGGAUGAGGAGAGAGAAGGCGGAGAUGCAGGAGGAGGUGGAGAGGAAGAAACAGGUGAGGGAGGAAAGGGGGAACAGGGAGGAGAGGGGGAGGAGGAGGGACAGGGAGCUGAUGGACAGAGGGAUGAUGGGGGAGGAGAGAGGGAGGAGGAUGGAGAAAAGGAUAAAGAUGAAGAUCAGGACCGGCAGGGGGAGGAAGAGGAGGAGGAGGACUUUGAUGACCUCACACAAGAUGAAGAUGAGGAGGAAGUGAUGUCAUCAGCAUCAGAGGAGUCUGUGCUGUCUGUUCCAGAGUUACAGGAAACCAUGAAGCAGCUGACUUGGCUGGCGGCGGAGCGGCGGCUCUGUGCAGACGGAGAUUCUGAGGAGGAUCACUCUCCAACCUCUCCUGGCUCUCAGGAAGAGGAGGAGGAAGAAGAGGAGGGGCCUAAAGGGGACGGGUCAGGAGAGGGGAGGAGCAAUAAGGAGGAAAGAGAUGAGGAGAUGCCAUCAGGAGAAGGGACGCCUAGAGGAGGAGGGAGGUGUCCUGGACGAGGACGAGGUCGGAGUCGACCUCUUCGCGGCCUAAGAAGGAGUCGUCAGGAGCGUCACAGUAAAGACGCCACAAAACUGUUACUGCUAUAUGACGAGAACAUCCUCAACAACGACCCACACAGAGAGAGCAAAGAUGUGGCGUUCGCCCAGAGUUACCUCAGCAGGGUGCGUGAGGCGCUCCAGGACAUACCUGGACAGGUGGAGGACUUUGUGUCUCUGCUAAAUGAGUUUGAGCGGGCGGGAGAUGGACAGGAAGUGGUGUUGUUGUUCAGGAAGCUGCGCUGCAUCCUUGGAGAUCGGACAGACCUCCUUCGAGACUUUGCCGCAUUCCUGCACCCUGAGCAGGCACUGCAAUGUGGACUGUUUGAGGAGCAGCAGGCGUUUGAACGCAGCCGGCGGUUCCUGCGACAGUUAGAGAUCAGUUUUGGAGACAAUCCGUCACAUUAUCAGAAGAUCAUCAAAGCUUUGCAGACCGGUCCAGACCUGAGUCCAACCAGCAUCCACGAGCUGAAAGCUCAGAUGGCGACGCUGCUAAAAGGCCACACCCAUCUACAAGCUGAAUUCUGGGUAUUCUUUGAAGAGCUCCGCCCCCCUCCGGCCCGCCCAGGACAGUUUGAGGAAGCUCAUUGGCCCGAGGAUGGAGGAGGCGGGUCAGAUGGAGGAGAGGGCGUCGGACAGGUGUCUGCAGGCGGAGCCACCGGCGGCUUUGAGGAAGUGACGCUCCCAGAGCUCGAAGAAGAAGAGGAGGGACAUAAGAUCCAACCAAUGACGAGCCGGCGCAAAAGGAGGAAGAUGGACGCUCACAGAAAAUACAAGGACUGUGAUUGGUCAGAUAAAGAGUGGCCCUGCCUCUGCCUUGACGCAAAGAUCCGCAGACACAGGAGGAAAGGAUGUUCUCGCUGCCAUGGCAACAAGACCUCAGGGGGUGUGUCCAGAGCCAUGAAGAGUCUGGACCCUCUGUACUCUCAGAUAAGCUCCGCACACGAUGAACCAGGUGACAAAGACCUGGACCUGAAGGGGGACGACGACAGUCCACAACCAGACCAUCAGAGCGGUGCAUCAUGGGAAGGCUCGUUUCCUCUGGCUGACGACAAAGAGGAGGAGGAUCUAGAUGAGGAGGAGGAGGAUGAAGAUGAAGAGGAGAGGAAGACCAGUGAGAAGGAGCAGAGCCCGUCUGUGAAAAGGAGCAGGAGAGAGGAGGCACUGCCACCCCCCACCACCUCUUGCACCACCUCCUCUCCCUCUGUUACCUCCUCAAACCCUCCCACCUCUUUCACACUCUCCUGUACCUCUGUCUCCACCUCCUCUAUGACUUCCUCCAUCUUUACUUCGACCUCAGUUACCUCCUCCUCUCCCUCUGUCUGUACUGCCUCCAUCACAUCUAUCACCUCCUCAUCUUCUUCCUCCAUCUGUCCGUCUGUCUGCACCUCCUCCUCUGCCUCUUCUACCCUCUCCUCCUCCUCUGCUCCUCUUCGGCCCAGUCCUCCUCCUGACCUCCCUGUCUGUGCCAAGAAUAUUUCUCUGACAGCGAGCGGAGAGAAAGUCAUCCUCUGGACCAGAGAAGCAGAUCGAGUCAUUUUGACAACGUGCCAGCAGGAAGGAGCCAAUCAGAACACAUUCCAGUCCAUCUCUACUCUGCUCGGCAACAAGACUCCCAGUGAGGUGUCUAACCGGUUUCGGGAUUUGAUGCGCUUGUUUCGGACGGCGGCUCGUCAGACCAGUUCUGAGGACGAGGCUCCGCCCACUGAGCCGGCAGCAGCUAAUAAGGAAGAAGACUGAUAUUAACCAAUCAGGAGCGCUGCAGAUUAACCAUCUGGAGAGCCACUGGUCGCAGCAGAAGAAAAUGUGUCUGAUAUUACCAGAACUUUUAUUGUGAAAGGGUGUGUGUUUACUGUACAUGCUAAAAUUGUAAAUAUGAAAAAUUCUGA
Molecule: messenger RNA, 4622 nt
Organism: Morone saxatilis (striped sea-bass)
Lineage: Eukaryota; Metazoa; Chordata; Actinopteri; Moronidae
Product: GON-4-like protein
Exons: 25
Coding region: 1-4473 (1490 amino acids)
Biological process (GO): regulation of DNA-templated transcription
Cellular component (GO): nucleus
Molecular function (GO): transcription coregulator activity
Source: RefSeq, a predicted model, not a curated record